Exophiala bonariae is the source of this 2205-nucleotide messenger RNA. RefSeq lists its product as uncharacterized. Gene Ontology annotation, molecular function: zinc ion binding; DNA-binding transcription factor activity, RNA polymerase II-specific; transcription cis-regulatory region binding. The coding region runs from base 1 to 2205 and encodes 734 amino acids. Gene Ontology annotation, biological process: DNA-templated transcription; regulation of DNA-templated transcription. The record is from RefSeq and is a predicted model, not a curated record. The transcript is spliced from 3 exons. NCBI's taxonomy places the organism in Eukaryota, Fungi, Ascomycota, Eurotiomycetes, Chaetothyriales, Herpotrichiellaceae. Gene Ontology annotation, cellular component: nucleus.
AUGGCUCCUGAAAAGCCGCUUCCGAUCGAGACGUUGCUGCCGUUUGGUGAGCGACGCGUAUCCACCGAGUUUUCAAACAUGCAAUCCGCCAGUCUCGACCACUCCAGGAGAGACGACCACACGCCUGAUAGUCUUGAGGAGGACGAUCAAUCGGGAAAUGACAUGGAGAAACCGAAACGCCAAAAACGAUCCCGCGCUUGCAUUGCAUGUCGUAACAUGAAGAUCCGAUGCCUUCCGGUUGAAGGGCAGGACGCCUGUAGUAGCUGUGCCAAAGUUAACAGGGAAUGCAUCAUGCCCGGACCGCCUCGCAAGCGCCAGAAGACUGUGCACAAAGUUGCUGAGCUCGAAAAGAAAAUCAACGCUCUGACCGAUGCCUUGUUGGCCAAGGGUCAGCAGACGGACAACACCCCAACGGAUUCCUCGGAGAAUCCCCCAACGACAAGGUCGAUCUCGGAGCCGGCCAAAACAGAUACUGCGUCUACCGAACCUGAACAUCUACAAGCCAUAGAUCGCUAUGGGCAACGAUUCGUCGACGAGGCUUUUCAUAACGUCAGAAUACGAGAACGAGACGGUUCACAUUGUGUUCCGGCAUAUGUGGAGGCCAUCCCCAAUGAAUCUUAUGUUGAUGUGAUCGAGCGUGGAGAUCUGACCAUGGAAGUAGCGACCAUGAUGUUCACAUACUGGUUGCAAACCAUGUGCGCAACCUCCCCGCUCAUCGUAUUCCCACAAGGGACGCAAAUGCAAGAUGUUCGAAAAAGAAGACCGAUGCUUUUUCUAUCGAUAAUGACCAGCACAAGUCCCGCGAUCAAGCCAGCAGCGCAGCCCGCACUCAUUCUCGAGUUGAAUCGACAACUCUCUGAGAGGGUACUCUUCCAUGGCGAAAAGUCACUGGAUUUGAUCCAAGCUCUGAUGAUGAAUUGUCAAUACUACAUGAGGCCUCGGACCGCCCGCGAUAUGUCGUUCAAUCAAUCUGUCCACUCUGCCGCGGUUAUGGGCCUGGAACUUGGCAUCGGAAAAAGAAGCACUGGAGAACGUGGCAGAUCUCCCAUCGAAAACCUCGAACUUCGCCGAACAUGGUUGGCUUGUUAUCAACUUAGUUCAACCGUAUCCAUUCUUCUUCGCCUACCUUCUUUAGUGAGAUACUCAACCCAUAUUGAUGAGUGCCUUCAAUAUCUACAGAUCAGCCCCUAUGCGCAGCCAAGCGACAAAUGGCUUUGUGCACUUGUGAAGCUGCAGCGUCUUCUCGAGGAAGUUGCCGUGGCGUUCGACAUGGAUGACCCUGCUGGCAAGGUUGCUUUUCUGGAACCAAAAGUGCAGUAUCAACUUAGAAGCUUCGAACGGCAAUUAGAAGCGUGGAGACGGGAAACCGAUGUUCCUGUCGAACAAGCGGUGGUCGAUCACAUGCAUGCAUGUGCGGUUUUGUAUGUUCACGAGAUUGCCCUUCAUAUGGAACAUAACGUCGAUGAUUUUCGCCCGGGAGUGUAUCCCCUCGCCGCCUCUUCUUCGAAACCUCUGGAUUUCGUCACUUCUGGUCAUAUCGAAGCUCUCACGACAAUUCUUAAUGCAUGUCAUAAACUGUUUGACAUCUACCUAUCAUUUGACACGGGUUUCGCAAGAUCCUUACCCAAUAUCGUGAUCGUGUGGACUACAUACGCAAUAGUGAUCUUGGUCAAGCUUCAUUGGUUUGUUCAUGACCCAGUUUCGAAGUUCGGAUCUUUGUUUGUGGCAGACCUCAAGACCGAGUACUACCUCGACGCAAUGCUGAGAAAAUUGGCUGACAUUGCUGAUGACGGCCAUGGUCCUUGCGCGGAGGCAUUUGGAUUCGUGUACCGGAAGCUGAAAAUGUGGCAUAUGCACCGCGCAGGCAAGUUCACUGACGAUGAAAGAGCCACUGGAGACGAAGACCAACAACAACGACAAGCAGCAAGCAUUUUGAUGGGUAGCCCUUCAGCCAUAAUGCAUUCCACAAAGAACGACACCAUCCGGGCAGUUGACGAAAAGCAUUUGAGAGUUGACCCUGUCAGUGCAUACGUACCAAAUAUACAAAUUGAGAGGCCGAUGCCCAGCUCGGAUCUGAACGCUGCAUAUGAUGCUGCAAGCUACGGCAACACGAAUUGGGAACAAUUCAAUUUCUCUGUGGAGGAACUGAACAUGUUUGAUCUGUACAUGAACAAUGGGUCUGGCUGGAUGGGAUAUUUGAUAUGA